AUGUUAAAUGAGAAUGGCAUUUUUUUCUUUAAAUUUAAUGAUGUGGGUGGAUGUGAUCAGGUGAUUGAGGCUGGCCCGUUGAUGAUUAGGGGUAUUCCGCUUUUCGUUCAUCGUUGGGAUCCCUCUAAGGGAUUGAGAAAACCGGAACACUCCUCUUGUCCGUUAUGGGUGAAAUUGCAUAACAUUCCUCUUGUUGCUUUGAAUAGAGAGGGUGUUAGUCGUAUAGCAAGUGUACUAGGAGUCCAUAAGCAGAUGGAUUCCUGUACUGCUGCAAUGUGUAAGAAGGCUUCGGGUCGACCUGGUUUUGCCAAAGUGUUGGUUGAGGUCUGGGCUAUUGGAGAACUAAAAAGGAAAAUAGAGGUUGAAAUUCCAAACCUUAAUGGAGGGGAUGCUGACAGUGUACAAAUACAGGUUGAAUAUUUAUGGGAGCCGGUCCAAUGUUCCCAUUGCAAUAUUUUUGGUCACAAAAUCUCGACUUGUACAAAAGCCGCUAGUCUCAAUAAAGGGAAGCAUAUUGAUGUGAGGAAAGACUCCGAAGGGUUUAUUAGAGUGGAGAAAAAACAUUGGCGCGUAAAAUCUGGAGGUAAGCCCGAUCUCCAUGGUGCCCGGCAGGUUUUUGAGAAUGACAAGUCUGGCCCUCCUGCUUCGUCCUUGGUAGCGAAUAAUUCACAACAUGAACAGGAUAAGGUAAGGAUUAUGGGAGCCUCGGUUGGUGACCCGGUUGUUCAACAAGGAAAUAUUAUGCGGAGUGCUUCUGGUGAUGUUGUUUCCAUGGCCUCUUCCUCCCAGUCUUCCCAAUCUUCUCACCCUAUGGCUACUUCUACUCCUCUCCUUUCUUCUGUGAUAAAAAACUUUCGUUUGCCACGGAAGGGGGUUAUGAAAGACCCUGUGGAAGCUUCCAACAUAUUUGGCGUUCUUGAGCAAUCAGGGGGAGAGGGUACUCAAACGGACUCUCAGGUUAGUGAUGGAAAAGAUCAUGUUGUUCGAACUGUGGAUGAGGAUAAUAGGGGUCAAGGGGAUGUUCCAACCUCUUCAUCAUGUUGA
Cynara cardunculus var. scolymus (artichoke) is the source of this 1044-nucleotide messenger RNA. RefSeq lists its product as uncharacterized. The transcript has a single exon. Bases 1 to 1044 code for a protein of 347 amino acids. The record is from RefSeq and is a predicted model, not a curated record. NCBI's taxonomy places the organism in Eukaryota, Viridiplantae, Streptophyta, Magnoliopsida, Asterales, Asteraceae.